Molecule: messenger RNA, 2082 nt
Organism: Nicotiana tabacum (common tobacco)
Lineage: Eukaryota; Viridiplantae; Streptophyta; Magnoliopsida; Solanales; Solanaceae
Biological process (GO): protein phosphorylation
Molecular function (GO): protein serine/threonine kinase activity; ATP binding
Source: RefSeq, a predicted model, not a curated record
AGUAGUAGAGUGGACCUGUCAAGUACAGGGGAUCCGACCCCGUUCCGCAUAUACUGCUGAAUGUAAGUCUGAACUGCGUUUCUCUAUAUACGAAUUCUGGAGAGAGAAAGAGGUUGGUUUAGACGUUAGAGCGAGAAAGAAUGGAGGAAGAACAACAGCAAGAGGAAGUACUUGGUUCAAGCUUAACAAUGGAGAAAGUUGCUGCUGCUAAACAAUUUAUUGAGAAUCACUAUAAGACUCAGAUGAAAAGCAUUCAAGACCGCAAAGAGAGGCGCUGGAUUCUAGAGAGAAAGUUAGCAUCUUCAGAUGUGCCUAAAGAGGAGCAGAUGAAUCUGAUCAAGGAUCUAGAGCGUAAGGAGACAGAGUAUAUGAGACUGAGGAGGCACAAGAUUUGCGUGGAUGACUUUGAGCUUCUAACAAUUAUUGGCAGAGGAGCCUUUGGCGAGGUUCGUUUAUGCAGGGAGAAGAAAUCAGGCAAUAUAUAUGCUAUGAAGAAAUUGAAGAAAUCUGAAAUGCUCAUAAGGGGACAGGUGGAGCAUGUUAGAGCAGAAAGGAACCUGCUGGCAGAAGUGGCCAGCCAUUGUAUUGUGAAAUUAUACUACUCAUUCCAAGAUGCUGAGUAUCUUUACCUUGUCAUGGAAUAUCUUCCUGGUGGUGACAUGAUGACACUGCUGAUGAGAGAAGACACAUUGUCAGAAAGUGUGGCUAAAUUUUAUAUUGCUCAAAGUGUCCUAGCCAUAGAAUCUAUUCACAAGCAUAAUUACAUUCACAGAGAUAUCAAACCUGACAACCUUCUUCUGGACAAAAAGGGUCACAUGAAGCUCUCUGAUUUUGGUCUCUGUAAGCCUCUUGAUUGUAGAACGCUAUCUACAUUAAAUGAAAAUGAAGCUAUGGAUGAUGAGAAUAUCAGGGACCCGAUGGACAUUGAUAGCAGCUUCCCAGAUGCCAAUGAUGGAAGUAACUGGAGAAGCCCUCGUGAGCAGAUUCAGCAUUGGCAGAUGAACAGGAGGAAAUUGGCCUUUUCAACAGUGGGUACGCCUGACUAUAUUGCUCCGGAGGUACUGUUGAAGAAAGGAUAUGGAAUGGAGUGUGACUGGUGGUCCCUUGGUGCAAUUAUGUAUGAAAUGCUCAUUGGUUACCCUCCGUUCUACUCUGAUGAUCCAAUAACUACUUGCAGGAAGAUUGUCCAUUGGAGAAAUCAGCUUAAAUUUCCCGAAGAUGCCAAAUUGUCAGCGGAGGCAAAGGAUCUCAUUUGCAGGUUGCUAUGUGAUGUUGAACAUAGACUUGGCACUGGAGGAGGUGCAAACCAAAUUAAGGCUCAUCCUUGGUUCAAGGAUAUUUUGUGGGAUAAGCUUUAUGAAAUGGAGGCAGCUUUCAAACCAGAAGUUAAUGGGGAGCUGGAUACUCAGAAUUUUAUGAAGUUUGAUGAGAUGGAUUCUCCAACACCGGCAAGAUCUGGUUCAGGUCCUUCUCGGAAGAUAUCAUUGACACCCAAAGAUUUAAGCUUCGUUGGCUAUACUUACAAAAAUUUUGAUGCUGUCAAAGCACUACGCAACAAUUCAGAUCCUACGAGGAGUACCUCACCUAGACGGUCAAUUGAUUCCAUAUUUGGUGAUUCCAAAGACUAUCCUUCAACGAAUGGAACAGCUGGGGAAACAGAUGUACAAAUGAUUACAUCAACCGGUGAUGCAAUGUUACCAUGACAAUGCAACUGUUUUAUUGAAAGAAACAAACUCGCACGGAAGGGAGGUAGCAUAUACCUGUGGUAUUAGAUCAGGUUGCUCACCCCUUUACCAGCAUUCAAGGUGGUGUCUACAUUAUGCAGAACCAUCCUCUAAGUGUACAGCAGAGCUUGAGAAACUUUGUUUUAACUUGUAGGAUAAAAACUACUUGUAUGUGCUAUAGAAACUUAGAAUAGCUUGAUGUAUUAUUGCCCUGAUUGCCCAGGUUGGCACUCAAAUGCUUUCUCUUGUGGCAGUGUUUGGUCAGAUAAUAUAAGUAAAUGGGAAAUUAUCCAAUAACUUUUCCUCUUGGGGUAUACUCUUUUUAAUGGUCCAAGGAAAUGUGAUAUUCAUACUGUAA